AGAAUAAUCAUUUGCUUCUAUCUGGCUCCGCUCCUGCAAAAAUUACUCAUCUUGAUGAAACAAAUCUCUAUAUGCCUAGAUAUGCUGGGGAUUUCUUGAAGCCAAUCGAAAAUGGUGUUCAAUGCGAUAAUGUAAAAAUACAUUUCGCACAUGGAACAACAACUCUGGCUUUUAAGUAUCAAGGCGGAAUUAUUGUUGCUGCUGAUUCUAGGGCGUCUAUGGGUUCUUACAUGGCUUCAAGCACCAUGAAAAAAAUUAUUGAGAUAAAUAAAUACCUUUUGGGUACCAUUGCCGGAGGCGCAGCUGAUUGUCAAUUUUGGCAAAAAGUCCUUACCAAGCAUUGCGCCUUGUUUGAGCUCAGAAAUAAGGAGAGGAUAUCGGUUGCUGCUGCAUCUAAGCUCCUUGCGAACAUGAUUUAUAACUAUAAAGGCAUGGGCCUUAGCAUGGGGAUGAUGAUUGCUGGUUACGAUAAAACGGGUCCUAGUCUAUACUAUGUCGACGAUAGUGGGUCUCGUCUUUCCGGGCCAUGCUUUUCGAUCGGUUCUGGAAGUACUUAUGCAUAUGGAGUUAUGGACAGUGGACAUAAGCACGAUCUUACAGAUGAAGAAGCAUAUGAGCUCGGUCGUCGAUCAAUCUAUCAUGCGACUUAUAGAGAUGCAGCCUCGGGCGGCUUCGCCAAUUUGUACCACAUGAAAGAAGAUGGCUAUAUAUUCAUCGGUCAAUAUGAUGUGCGAAUACUUUCGCAUUCACUUGCACUGUUCCGUGGCGUUUUCGCUUUCAUUCAAGGGCCCCGAUUGCCAACAUUUUCCCUGCGCAGCCUUCUUCAUCUUUGGUUUUAUAAUAGGGAAUGGCAAAUGGAGCGCGCUUUUCAUACUGCUAUGUUUAUUCACAACCCGGAUGUCGUAUUCAUUCUCGGGGAUCUGAUAGAUGAGGGCCAAUUCGCCAGUGUCGUCGAGUUCGAGCAAUACGCAAUGAGGUUCAAACGAAUUUUCCUUUCUUAUAAACAUCCGGUAGUGAAGCUUGUUACUGGAAAUCAUGAUAUUGGUUUUCAUGAUAGAAUCACUAAGGCUCGUGAUCGCUUAUUUCGAAAUCUUUUCUAUGGUACUCCAAAUGCCUCUGCAGUUCGAUUGUGGAGCCGAAAUGGUGUUCACUUCAUCUUCCUCAACAGUAUGACCUUCGAAGGAGAUGAUUGUAAUCUAUGUUUUGAGAGCGAAUCCAGCCUUCUGGUGAUUAAACGGCAUUUCGAUUGCCUUCAAGAUGCAUUAGCAAGUCAAAAAAGUCAUUGCAAC
Messenger RNA from Protopolystoma xenopodis, 1289 nucleotides. Lineage: Eukaryota; Metazoa; Platyhelminthes; Monogenea; Polystomatidea; Polystomatidae. The record is from the annotation of a GenBank genome assembly.